Messenger RNA from Exophiala bonariae, 1380 nucleotides. RefSeq lists its product as uncharacterized. Gene Ontology annotation, biological process: positive regulation of transcription by RNA polymerase II. Gene Ontology annotation, cellular component: nucleus. The transcript has a single exon. Lineage: Eukaryota; Fungi; Ascomycota; Eurotiomycetes; Chaetothyriales; Herpotrichiellaceae. The record is from RefSeq and is a predicted model, not a curated record. Bases 1 to 1380 code for a protein of 459 amino acids. Gene Ontology annotation, molecular function: transcription cis-regulatory region binding; DNA-binding transcription factor activity, RNA polymerase II-specific; zinc ion binding.
AUGCCUCCUAAAAGGAUCCGGACUACUGAAGGCUCGUGCUGGAGUUGUAAACAACGACGAGUCAAGUGCGACCUUCAAAAGCCCAGCUGCCGGAAAUGCCUGGAUGCUGGUGAGAAAUGCAACUACAACAAGAUCGUCCUCAAAUGGAACACCCGUCCCACCAAAGGCGCCCCUGCUGCGAAUCAAUUAUGUUUGUAUCAUCAGUCUCUCCCAGGCUCUCUGGGUUACUCACUAGCCACCAAUGAAAAACGAGCCAUAGAAUACUUUCGACUGAGGGUCUGGCCAUUAUUUCACAUGUCUGAUACACCAUGUCAAGCGCCUGUUGCUCUUGCAUUGGGUGACCGAUCUGUUUUAUUGGCCACAUGUGUCCUUGCCGAUUCUCACCGUGUCUUGCACGAUGGAAGGCAUAGCAGAGAGAAUGUUCAAAGCAAGAGACUGCAUUGUUUGAGCACUUUGAGGAAGCAAUUGGCUGAAGUAUCCAAUGGCGAAAUGCUUCUGUCCUCUCUUCUGGUCGCAGUUCUACUCUUGUACUUCUCCGACGGCUAUGUGGAGUGCAAUCAGGAAUCUGCGUCUACCUCGAGUCAUCACGCCGGAGCUAGAGCUAUCAUCAAUUCUAUGGGCGGACUACCGACCAUCAUGAGUGGUGCAGACACUUCUAUCAAGAUGCUUCUCUCGGAGUUUGCAACAACCGAUGUGACCAAUGCUUUACUCCACGGCCGAGUCCCUUGCUUUCCCUCUGAUGCUUGGGACGUGAUGGAUCCUGAUGCUGUCUGGUGGGAUAAAUCUUCAGUUGGGAUGGAAUCGUUCGAUACCAUCUUCAAGAGGAUGUCUGAGCUUGCCUUCUAUCGUGAUCUCGUCGAAAGAGAUCCCAGUCUAUUCACCAUGGAGAGAGUUCAGGAGUUUGAAGCUGCACUUCACCCAGCAUACGCUACCAUGGCAACCAAUACUCUAGCGGAGUUAGACUCUGAAGGGGAUAUUCAUCUUGUGGAUGAGGACAUAGUUCCUUAUCGUACUCUUUGUCGAGCUUUCCAACACAGUGCCAAUCUUUAUCUCUACCGCGCUAUUUGCAAUUUACCAACAAUACAUCCCUUAGUGCAGCAGCAUGCCCAGGCUUGCUUGGAUUGUAUUACCGGAUUGCCACCUGACAGCAAGGCGCUGAACUGCGCCCUUUAUCCGAUUCUGACUGCAGCAGCUCAUACCCUGUCGGUCUCUAACCAGCAAUUAGUGAUACAGAAAUUGGAUAUGGUUUACGAAAAUUUGAAAUUCGACUCUGUCACAACCAUCAAAUUAUCGUUGAGGGAGCUUUGGGGUUCAGCACGACAACAUGGAUCGUGGAAUGAUAUGUUUUCAGGUCUCAAGCAACAAACAUUGGUUUUGUAA